UGUGCUGAAAGGAUCUGUGUGCUGGAAAAACGAACAGCAUCACCUGCUGAAAUCAUCAACCAAUAUGGAGCACUUGAUGGUGCACAUCUGGCUGCGGAGAUGCACACUGGAUCUGCCUGAGUGUGUGGUGCAUGUUUGUUUUUGAGCGCUAGAGUGAGAUUGUGUCAAAGCAGAGAGUGUCAUUGAGCUGCUGACAGAGAUUUAUCAGUGUGAACGUGUGUGUGCUGUUAAGAAGGGACCAUGUGGCACACACAGUCAGCAACUUACCUGCUGCUUACCCACCUGCUCUGCCGACCUUUGAACUUUGCUCUGUGUUGGCUGCUUGUGUGGUUGAUGUGGUCAGUCUCCAUGGCAACAGCACUGACCUACCAGCCCACAGUAAACACAGCACUUGGCAGGCUAAGGGGGAUGCGGGUUGCUGUGGCAACGGAGGGUCUAGGCCCUGUGGAUCAGUACCUGGGUGUGCCUUACGCUGCCCCACCUGUAGGAGAGAAGCGCUUCAUGCCACCCGAUGCUCCAUCGGCCUGGUCCGGUGUACGGAACGCCACCCGCUUCUCUCCUGUCUGCCCGCAGACUGUUCGCAAUGCAGUGCCCGACAUCAUGAUGCCUGUCUGGGCCACCUACAACCUUGACACGGUCGCUACGUACCUGCAGGAGCAGAGUGAGGACUGUCUGUACCUGAAUAUAUACGUACCCACACAAAGCGGUACAAAGAGAACGGGCGACAUGUCAGCUGACACAGAGCGUUCGGAGGAUGAUGGGCUUAGGGAUUCUCGAGAUGACCCGCGUCCUGUGAUGCUGUUUAUUCAUGGUGGCUCGUACAUGGAGGGCACGGGGAGCAUUAUGGACGGUAGUGUGCUGGCCAGCUACGGCAAUGUCAUCGUCAUAACCCUCAACUACAGGAUGGGAAUAUUAG
Molecule: messenger RNA, 916 nt
Organism: Sinocyclocheilus grahami
Lineage: Eukaryota; Metazoa; Chordata; Actinopteri; Cypriniformes; Cyprinidae
Product: neuroligin-3-like
Exons: 3
Source: RefSeq, a predicted model, not a curated record